This is a messenger RNA of Gossypium raimondii (Peruvian cotton), 1426 nucleotides long. Its product is annotated as F-box protein At3g07870. The transcript has a single exon. NCBI's taxonomy places the organism in Eukaryota, Viridiplantae, Streptophyta, Magnoliopsida, Malvales, Malvaceae. The coding region runs from base 104 to 1291 and encodes 395 amino acids. Gene Ontology annotation, molecular function: protein binding. The record is from RefSeq and is a predicted model, not a curated record.
UCCUAUUAAAUAUUGUUUUCAAAUUUAAAAAAACUUUCAAUAUCAACGUUGUUUUGAUCUCCAAAUGUAAUAUAUAUUCUUUUACUUUGUGUCAUUGUUAAUCAUGGAGGAAUCGACAAUGAAAGAGGGCAAACUUAUGAAGAAAGGGAAGGCAGCAGCAAAUAUGAUGGAUCGUCUUCCUCGGGAAGUCGUCGUCCAUAUACUAUCCAGGCUUCCCUUACCAUCGCUGCUGAAUUCAAAGCUGGUUUGCCGAGGCUGGCGAACCUUAAUACGAGAUCCAUUUUUUAUUAGUAAGCACUUGUCGAACUUGGCCGAGGCCGGCAACGAUCCCAGCUUCAUCUUGGAAAGCAAUUGGCCUAUCCCCGAUCAACGCCACUUCAUUGAUUUCUUCGAUCAUAGUGAAGGAAAAGUGAUCUCCAAGAAGCUCCCCAGUUCUCCUAUGCCCAUGUACUUGGUAGAUUCAUGCAAUGGGUUGCUUUGCAUGCACGAUACAUCGCGUAGCGUAUACAUUUGCAACCCUUUUACCAGGCUUUACAUCGAGCUCCCCAAGCUCAUCAAGUAUCCAACACUGGUGGGAAAUUUGGGGUUGGGUUUCCAUCAGAAAACAAAAGAAUACAAGGUGAUCCAGAUAGUGUUUCGAAGAAAAUUGAGAAGAGUCGACUCCAGUACUACAUCAACAACUUCGAGUGAAUCGGAGGUUCAGAUUUUGACUAUCGGCAGCCCUUCUUGGAGGGAUCUGGGAACGAUACCAUACCGUUUUAUUCAUUUGAAAACCAAGGCUUUGGUCAAUGGGAGACUCCAUUGGCUUUCCAAGCCUAACAGGUACACCACUGCUAGCUUGCUCGUAUCCUUCGAUCUCGAAACAGAGCAAUUCCAGGAGGUGCCGAAACCUGAUUGUUGCGGCUCGGAGAGGUGUUUGCGGCAUCUUAUGGUUGUACGAGGUUGUCUCUCGGCUGGUGCGUUUCAUGAGAAUGAUGAACGAGUGGAGAUUUGGGUAAUGAAGGAGUAUGGUGCGAAAGAGUCUUGGAUCAAGGAGUUGAGCAUCGGAAGGUACAUGCCUCCGACGUUGACGCAACAAGAGAGUCGCCACUUCAUCUAUUCAAAGCGUAAUUUAUUUGUUCGAGUUCUAUGUGUGUUGAAAAAUGGCGAGAUCUUAUUGGAGUACAAAAGCAGGGCUCUUGUUAUUUACGAUCCACAGCAUGAGACGUUCAAGGAGUUUACGUUUCCAGAAAUGCCUCGUUGGUUCAAAAUAAUUAUUCAUGUUGGAAGCCUGAAUUGGCUUCAUCAUUAAGGCUAUGUUUUCCUAUUAAAUUUCAAGAUUUAAAUAGCUGUUUGCUUCUAUUUGCGUUGUUUCUUGUAAUUAUUGGUUGGCUUUGUUUCAUGAUAUCUCUUCUUCCUCUUCUUAUGGCAUGACUAAUUUAAGUCA